Messenger RNA from Paramecium sonneborni, 2520 nucleotides. Lineage: Eukaryota; Ciliophora; Oligohymenophorea; Peniculida; Parameciidae. The record is from the annotation of a GenBank genome assembly.
AUGCUUAAAUAAACUCAAACCAUUCUAAAUCAAUCUAAAUAAAAAGUUCAAUUUCGAUAAGACCCUAAAUUCAUUGAUUCAAAAAUCAAGGUACAAUAGCAACUCAAAGAAAGGCAAUAAAACUUCAAUUAAAAGUAUAUUCAAUUAGAAGCUAUUAUGGCAUCAGUUAAUGAAACUGAUUUUGUUGAAUUCUAAUUGAUAAACUCAAUGAUGCCAAAACUUAAUAUUAAAUAUGAUUAAAUCAAUCAAUAUAAAGUUGCACUUUCUAUGAAUAAUAAAAUAAACUUCUCCAGAAAAUUUUCCAGGAAACCAUCUUAAUUACAAGUAACUAAAAUCAAUGGAUAAUUGUUGGACGAUUAUUAAUAGCAAAUAUAUAAAAUCUUUAACACAAAAGAAUAAAUUCAUUUUAUCUUUAAAAAUGAAAUGGAGUUGAAUAUUAAUAUAAUACCUUAUCAAAUUAGAAAAUAAAUUUACAGAGAAGACAAAAAUAUAUAUGAAGUUUAAUUAAUUGAAAAUUAAAUAGAAGAAGAAUAAAAUGAAUAAGAGUUUGUUGAAUAACAAGUAAAAAUUGAUUAGCAUUUCAAAUUUUCAUUUCUAAAUAGAAUCUAAUAAUUCAAUCUUAUGCAUAAUCAGAAUAUACCUUCUGCAUUGACCCGUUAAUACAAUAUUUACCUAAUUCUUAGAGAAUUAAUUUUAGAUGCUUUAGAUUAUAAUCACAUAAAAUCUAUCAAUAUAAUUCAAGAUUAAAUUAUAGAGCAUAAUUUGCCAUCAAAAGCAUACAAAAUUCAACACAAUUCAAAUGAAUCAGAAUUUACUGAAUAAAGCUCUGAAAAUAAGAUGAAGUAAAUAGAGAAAAAGGUCAAAGCUUUAGCAAGUAAAUUAAGAAAACAAAAAAAACAAGAUAGAUCUAAAACAUUAGAGCAUCUACAAUAUGUUACAACUGAACAAUUAAAAGAUUAUAGAGUUUAAAUGAUACCCCAUAAUUAAGGGUAUCAAGCGCAAAGGGCAAUAAAGGAUCAUUUAAAAGAGACUACAAAUAUUAACUUGUAAGCAGGAUCAAAAAUGGGUAAAGGUGGAAUAGAUAAAUUGCAAAAAGGUGAGUAUUUUUUGAAGUAAAAAGGUAAAUCUUAAGAAUUUCAUAUUUGUUGGUUAGAACAAAGAGGAUUUCAUUUGGUUUGGUAUCAUAUGAAAACUGAUAAAGUGGCAAGAGGUAUAGGUUAAUUAGAUGAUGUAUUAAUUAAGGAUGAAGGAUCAAUAUAUGUUGUUAAGUUGUUAGAUAGAUCAUUAACAAUAAAGUUAGAAAAACCUUAUGUAGGAUAAAUAUGGAGAAAAUCUAUUUCUAAUUAAAUAGCUUAUAAAAUGUAUUUAAAUAAUUUAUGGAUGAUUUGUAGAUUGUUUGACAAAUCUCCUUAAAUAAGUAUGAUGGAUUAUUUUUUUAAUGAAAAUCUUACAACAUUCAAUAUAUCUAAUAAUGCUUUACAAAUAGAAGGUAUUUCAAAUGCAUUGCCUUUAUGUUACAUAACUAAAUACACUUAGAUAAUAUUUGAUAGUCUGAUGAACCACAAGAUAUAUUAGUUGAAUUUAUCUAAUAGUCAAUUAGGUCCGAUUGCAACUAUACAAUUAAUAUAAUACUUUAAAAGAAACAAAAAUAGAUUAAAACUACUUGAUUUAAGUAAUUGUUAAUUGACAACUUUGGUUGUGAAAGAGUUUGGUAGCUUCUUGUUGAAUCAAAAUUCAUUUACACUAAAUCAUAUAUAUAUGAAUGAUAAUUAAGGAAUUGGAAAUGAGGGAAUAGAUAUAAUAGGAAAUGCGAUUUAAUAAAGAUAUUUACAAUUUUGGGAUAACAGUGCAAACAAUUUAGAAAGUCUAAGUCCAGGAUAUAGAAGACACUAAAUUUCAAAGAAGGCAGAUUCAAUGGAAUUAGAAUUGUUAACAUUAAUGAAUUUUAAAAAUGUAGGGGCAACUAAUUUUGAUGAUUUAUUUAAUGCAAUAGGUGUAAUGUUUAAGAAGGCAUUGGAAAUUCCAUCAUUAGAAAAUGAGUUAUUCAGUAAUAAAUAACAGACACUAUCAAGAAUCAUAAAAAAAUUAAAGAAUAAGACUGGUUAAUACAAUAGAUACAAUCUAUAGUUGUUGAAAGAUUUUUAUGAAAAUUAAAUGGAUCCUAUUAUAGAAAUAAUAAAGAUUCAAUUAGAUGUUUCUGAAAAUGCAAUUUAAAAUAUCGAAUAACUAGGGGAAUUGAUAAUUAAAUAUGAUUGUUUUAGGAGUAUUCAUUUGAGUAAUCUGGAAUUAGAUGAGUUAUUGUAAUUUACAGUUUGUUUAAAGGAUUCAAUAUCUUUAGAGUUGUUGGAUGUAAAUUGUAAUAAAAUUAGUGAUAUUCAAAUCAUUUUGGAUAGUUUGAAUAAGAAUACGAGUAUCAAGACUUUGAUAAUAUCAUAAUAAUAUAUAGAUUUGGAGAGUUAAUUUGAGAAUUUGGGAAUGAAUAAUCAAUAGUUUUUUAUAGCAGAUAUUCAAUUAUUAUGA